AUGGCGGUGGCGGCGAGAGCUCUGCCUCUACCUCCGUGGUUCUCUGUGCAUCCAAUCAGGAUCCCUGUUAUGGUGAAUACGGCAUCUUCUUCAUUAGCCAUGGGUAAAGGUGGGCAGCAUCAGCGUAAGUCUUCCCUUUGUAUUGACCAAGAAAAUGUAGCCAGCAGAAACUCUGUGCUAAUGGAUGAAGACUCGGACGAUGAUGACGAGUUUCAGAUAGCUGAAUCAGAACAAGAGGUUGGCCUAUCAAAGCAUAAUCUUUUGAACUAA
Molecule: messenger RNA, 270 nt
Organism: Microthlaspi erraticum
Lineage: Eukaryota; Viridiplantae; Streptophyta; Magnoliopsida; Brassicales; Brassicaceae
Source: the annotation of a GenBank genome assembly